UGCUUCCUGUUCGUUUCUAUCAGUUUACUUAUCCGUGUCGCGUCUCUGUUCUUUCGCCAUCGCUUUUCCCUUCACAAACAAAUCGUACUUUUGCAAACUCGCAUCAAAAUAAUGGCGUACAGAGCACAAGGCAUUCGUAAGUUGGGGAUAUUUCAGAUGGUAAUCGGUGCCUUAAUGGUGGUCUUCGGCAUUGCAUCCGUAGCUGUAGUACACAGACAAUGGACGUCCGCUGUUGGUUUCGGGAUCUGGAUUGGUGUUUGGGUCAUCAUCACAGGCGUCCUUGGCUAUUUUGGAGCAAGAGAUAACAACACCCCUAACAACUGUAUGCUUGGCACGAUGCUUGGUUUUGCUGUGACGUCAUGUGUGUUCAGUUGUGGAAUGAUCAUCUGUUACUCCUUUGCACUUUCGGAAUGGUCGAAAUAUCUCCGCGACCCUUCUCCUGAUCGUCCUUAUUACUAUUACUAUUACUACAAAUAUAGCAGUCAAACUGCGCGAACUUCUAUAGGCAUUUGCGUAGUUUUACUCCUGUUGGCAUUGACUGAGUUCUUCGUUGCGCUUGCUUCCUCCAUCUAUGGAUUUAUUAACUCCUGCAUCCCGGCUACAAGCACUUCCCAGCAACAAAUGGUUUACUUGCAAGGACAGCCUGCACAAUUUGGACAACCUGGUGUCAUUGCCGGAGCCACAACCAUGCAGACCUACCCAAACCAAGCAUCCUUCAUCAUCCAGCAGCCUAUAGGGGCACCGGCACCUCAGGGGUACCCCCAGGGGUAUGCUCAGGGAUAUCCACAGAAGCAACAACAACCAUACCAGACCUAAGGUGCACCCCCCUCAUGUCUACACCACCCAGUGAGAGGAUGAGCCGUCCACAAGGGGACCUUAGCUAUUUUUUAUAAGCCAGGCAUGUUUCAACUAGCGCGUCGGGGACAGUUCGCGCGGCACGGGGUAGUAGCUCGGAUUACGCAAUGUAACAUCCUGGUUUUCUAAUCAAACACGGAGAGCGCGUCGCAAACAAAGCACAUUUUAGCCAAAAGAUCAGAAUCUAGCCUAACAAUCACUUUUCCUACCGCCCUUUUGUAGUUCUGGAAUCUCAUCCGCUGUUCACUUUAAAUACCAACAGGCGAGGUAAACAAUCCACAUCCUUACUAGCUAGUCAAUAAUGAAGUUAAAACUGCUUAUUGAUUAUUAAAACUUCUUAAAGAUUA
Molecule: messenger RNA, 1202 nt
Organism: Nematostella vectensis (starlet sea anemone)
Lineage: Eukaryota; Metazoa; Cnidaria; Anthozoa; Actiniaria; Edwardsiidae
Exons: 6
Coding region: 112-816 (234 amino acids)
Cellular component (GO): membrane
Source: RefSeq, a predicted model, not a curated record